CCGAGACGCACGGCGAGCAGGAGCGGCGCGCCGCAGAGGAGGCGCGCCGCCUCCAGCUGGACCUGGUGGAAGCGCGCGAGCGCUGCGUCCAGCUGAGCGGCCGCGAAGCCGAGGCGCUCGACAAGCUGAGGGAGGGCGUGGACGUGGUGCAGAACGCCCUGCUAGAGAAGGAGGAGGCCGUGCAAAAGGCGGAGCGACUCGAGGGCGACAUCGCGGAGCUGGAGGCGUCGCUCGGCCGGCUGGCGGACGAGGCCGGCCUGCGCACCAAGCGCGAGGUCGACGCCGUCCGCGAACAGUGCAACAAGCGGCUGGCGGAGAUGGCCGAGCGGCUGCAGGCGCGCGACUCAGAGGAGGUUGAACUUCAGCAGCAACUAGAGCGGCUCAUGCGCGAGAAGAAAAACGUGGAAAGGGAGUACGAUCGCGUCAAGGCGGAACACGCCAAAUGCGGGGCCGGCGGGCUGGAGUCGGGAGCGCUGGAGGAGCUGACUGCUCGGCUGGCGCGACUGGAGGAGGCGCGUGACCUGGCGGAGCGGGCCGCUGCUGACCUUACUAGGAAGCUGAAAAGCUCCGAGGCCAGGCAUGAGAUCGAGCUGGAACGGCUGGCCGAGGACGCGGCCGAGCAGCGGCGCCGCCUGUUGGAGCUGAACGGCACCUGCGAUGCGCUGCUGGACCAAAAGAGUGCGCUGACAGAGCAGCUGGCGGCCGCCCGCGCCGAGCACGAGGUGGAGCUGGCGGCGGCGACCGAGCGGCGCCGCGUGCUGGAGCGCGCCGUCAGCUCACUCGAGCAGCAGUUGCGUCAGAAGGAGAGGCUGCUGAACAGCGAGAUCCAGUCGUAUGAGACGGAUCAGGAGCACACCAAGGUCGAGCUGCGCGAACUCCUCGCCGCCCAGCAGCAGAUGACUGCCAAAUGGCGCCGCGAACUGCUCUCGACCUCUGAGCAGCACGAGCAGAAGCUGGCCCGAAUGAGGAGCGUGGAGCGUGACCUGGCGCGGAAAAUCACGGAACUGGAGGACGACCUCCGGGACACCAGGACGCGCGAGCUUGAGUCUGAAGAAGAGGUUAAACGGUACAAAUUCAGGGUGCGCGAGCUGGAGCUGCGCGUACAGGCGGCGGAGAAGCGCUUCCUCACGGUCCACGCGGGCUCGAGCCGGCAGCCGUCGCGGCGGGCGGGCGCGCCCCACGACCCCCGCCGUCACUUGGAGGACUGACGGUGCCCGUAGCUGGGGGUCGGACGGAGCGGGAGGUGCCCCCGGCCGCUGGCGCCAGGCUGAGCCCCUCAGCCGGCACGCAGCCUCUGGGGGUGAGGGUGUCGUCACGGCGGACAGACCUGGGCGACCUGCCACACCUUCACCGCCAUCGGAGUUGAUCAAGUUAAAGUACAAGCCAGAUCUGCUAGCGCAUAUGUCCUUGCCGCUAGGAGUGGUCAUUUGUGGCCGCGGUUCUGUGACCCCUUGUUUCGCGUGCG
Pollicipes pollicipes is the source of this 1465-nucleotide messenger RNA. Its product is annotated as sodium channel and clathrin linker 1. Gene Ontology annotation, biological process: cilium assembly; clustering of voltage-gated sodium channels. Gene Ontology annotation, cellular component: centriole. The transcript is spliced from 8 exons. Bases 318 to 1208 code for a protein of 296 amino acids. NCBI's taxonomy places the organism in Eukaryota, Metazoa, Arthropoda, Thecostraca, Pollicipedomorpha, Pollicipedidae. The record is from RefSeq and is a predicted model, not a curated record.